Messenger RNA from Mya arenaria, 967 nucleotides. RefSeq names its product heat shock 70 kDa protein 12A-like. The record is from RefSeq and is a predicted model, not a curated record. The transcript has 3 exons. The coding region runs from base 55 to 918 and encodes 287 amino acids. NCBI's taxonomy places the organism in Eukaryota, Metazoa, Mollusca, Bivalvia, Myida, Myidae.
GUUAGUGUUUCACAGUUUUAUCAAAACGUAAUUCAAUGUCUCAAAGAUCGUUUGAUGGAAAAGUUUACCAAACGCAACUCUGGAAUUGAAAUGCGAGAUAUAAUGUGGAUACUCAUUGUUCCAGCAGAAUUGGGUAACCAAGAAAUCAAUUUGAUGGAAGAAGCGGCAAUGCAGGCGGGUCUUCCGUGGGACCAACUAGCGACUUUGUAUGCACCAAUUGCUUCUAUUGUACACGCUGAAAACAUGGACGAUGAAUACAAAAAGUGUUUGAAUGUGCUGGGAAAGAACAUCGCCGUUGUUGAUGUAAAAGACACUGUGCAAAUCACAGUAUAUCAACGCGGGAGGAACGGAGCACUACGAGAAAUCACAGCUGUCAAUAAUUUGCCUUGUGGAGAGGCUAGCUUUCACGCGGCAUUUGAGAACUUAAUUGUGGAGAUUGUUGGAUCCCGAGUGUGGUCAAAGUUUCGUCAAACGAGUGACUAUUUGGAUUUUACGCGAGAGUGGGAAUCAUUAAAACGUACACGAGUAUCUGGUAGAUUUAAAGUAAUGAAAUUGCCAUGUACGCUUAUGGAUUUGUUCCAAGAGUGUACACAUUCCUGCCUUUCAGAUGCAAUUGAAGCCACAAAAUACACAGAUCUGUUAAAAGUGCAGGCGGGGAAACUAAACAUGGAUUCCGACUUUUUAAUUCAGUUAUUUCAGCCAAGUUUGGACACAUUGACCAGCAACAUCAAUACAGUUUUAGAAAACAAAACUGUCUCAAAUGAUGCUGUUAUACUUCUAGUUGGAGAUUUUGCCGAAUGUGAUGUUGUACAGGACACCAUCAAGCAGGUCUUUUCAGGAAACCGCGUCAUUGUUCCCAAUGAGUGCGGUUUAAGUGCAUUGAAAGGCGGUGUGUUGUAUGGACAUAUGUACGAGUAAGGUGUAACCACUAACUCUUUGGAUACACACUAAGAUGUAUACGUGUCAG